This is a messenger RNA of Quercus robur (English oak), 3073 nucleotides long. RefSeq names its product protein IMPAIRED IN BABA-INDUCED STERILITY 1. Gene Ontology annotation, molecular function: ATP binding; cyclin-dependent protein serine/threonine kinase activity; RNA polymerase II CTD heptapeptide repeat kinase activity. The record is from RefSeq and is a predicted model, not a curated record. Gene Ontology annotation, biological process: protein phosphorylation; positive regulation of transcription elongation by RNA polymerase II. Gene Ontology annotation, cellular component: cyclin-dependent protein kinase holoenzyme complex; nucleus. The transcript is spliced from 9 exons. The coding region runs from base 482 to 2632 and encodes 716 amino acids. Lineage: Eukaryota; Viridiplantae; Streptophyta; Magnoliopsida; Fagales; Fagaceae.
CAAAUAAAAAGAAAAAAGAAAACACUUUUUUUGGUAUGAAAAAACAAAAACAAAAGACUUGUUGAUAAUCCUCCGUUGAUUCCGCAAAAAUUCUGUUGUGUGAAAGCCGCAUUAAAAUCCUCUAUCCACUAUCUUCCGCAAUCCUCGCAAAAACUGAACAAAGAAACUUUCACAAUACACAGAGAGAGACAAAAACUUUAAGCAAAGCUUUUACAAUCUUGGGUUAUCUUUUUCUAUAACAAUAUCUCAGUGACUGUUUGUAUAUAUAUAUAUAAAUAAAUAAAAAGCCUCAUUUUGCUUCACUGCUUUCAAUUCUUUGAAGCGCUUUUGUCUUCCACUUCCAACUUCUUCUUCUUCCUUCAUUUUCGGAGAUGGGUUUUUUCUGAACUUCAAGAAUUUGACGGGUCGACCCGGGAUGCUAUCUGGGUCGCCGUGGUGGUGGUUGUGGUGGUUGUAGUGGGUGUGGGGGGCAGCGGCGGAGAUGGGUUGCGUGAGCUCCAAGCAGGCGGUUUCCGUGACGCCAGCUGCUUUAGACCACUCGGGCGCUUUCGGGGCGGGGAAUUCGGGUCGGAUUCGGGUCGGGUCUGGAGAGAGCAAUGGAGCAAAGAAGAAGAAGUCCGGUCAUAAGAGUAGUGGUAACAGUUUCAAAAAUGGUGGUGAGUCGGUUGUGGUGGGGUUGGGGCAGAGUGGGAGCGAGUUGGGUGAGUCAGGCAGAACGAGUUCGAAUGGGAACGAGUCGUCACUGAGCUUCAGAUUGGGGAACUUGCAAAAGUAUGUGGAGGGUGAACACGUGGCAGCUGGGUGGCCGGCUUGGCUCAGCGCCGUCGCCGGCGAAGCCAUUCACGGCUGGGUUCCUCUCCGACCUGAUGCCUAUGAAAAACUAGAAAAGAUCGGACAGGGUACAUACAGCAGUGUGUUCCGAGCACGUGACCUGGAAACUGGGAGGAUAGUUGCUCUGAAGAAGGUGCGGUUUGACAAUUUUGAGCCCGAGAGUGUUAGGUUUAUGGCACGAGAAAUUUUGAUUCUACGCAGGCUUGACCAUCCAAACAUUGUAAAACUUGAGGGCUUAAUUACUUCCAGAUUAUCGUGUAGCAUAUACCUUGUGUUCGAGUACAUGGAACAUGAUAUUACUGGGCUCUUAUCUUGCCCUGACAUCAAGUUCAGUGAGUCACAGAUUAAAUGCUACAUGAAGCAGUUGCUAUCUGGGCUUGAUCACUGUCACUCAAGGGGUGUAAUGCAUCGGGACAUUAAAGGAUCAAAUCUUUUGGUAAAUAAUGAAGGAAUUCUGAAGGUGGCUGAUUUUGGACUUGCAAAUUUCUCUAGUUCUGGGCAUAGGCAACCCCUGACAAGUCGGGUUGUCACUUUAUGGUACCGUCCUCCUGAACUUCUACUGGGAUCGACUGAUUAUGGAGCAUCUGUGGAUCUCUGGAGUGUUGGCUGUGUAUUUGCAGAACUAUUACUUGGAAAACCUAUCCUUCAAGGGAGAACAGAGGUUGAACAAUUACACAAAAUUUUCAAGCUUUGCGGAUCCCCACCUGAGGAAUACUGGAAAAGAACCAAACUUCCUCAUGCAACUCUAUUCAAACCACAGCAACCUUAUGAUAGUUGUCUACGGGAGACCUUUAAAGAUUUACCGAAAACCACCACAAGCUUGCUAGAAACCCUUCUUUCCGUAGAACCAUACAAGCGAGGGACAGCCUCCUCUGCUCUUGCAUCUGAGUAUUUCACAACAAAGCCUUAUGCAUGCGAUCCGUCAAGCUUGCCAAUAUACCCACCUAGCAAAGAGAUUGAUGCAAAAAGUCGUGAGGAGGCAAGGAGGAAAAAGAUUGGUGGGAGAGUUCGUGGAUCUGAAAUGACAAGAAAGCCUGCAAGAAAACCCCAUGGAAUCUGUAGAUUGGCACCAGCAGAGGAAAUAGCAAACCAAAGUUACCAAACUCAACAUUCUCAUAAGAUUAAUGUUAGCAAUGGAGAUAUUGUUAAAGAAGUAAACUCCAUGGUAGAUGUGGCAGCACGAAAGCAAUCAAUUGAUAAACUUGAGGACGCUUCCCACGUAAAGAAUGCAUCUCAAGGUGACAUUCCUUUUUCUGUCCCCUUACAAGUAUCUACAUCAAGUGGUUUUGCAUGGGCGAAAAGGAGAAAAGAUGAUGCAUCCAUAAGAUCACACAGUAGGUCUACUUCAAGGGGACACAUUUACAAUAUUGUAGAGCCUACUGCAUUGCAUACAAAGAACAAUUUUGACUCCAAAAGGCAUGAAAAUGGGGAUGUUAUUCACGGGGCCCGCACAAAUUCUAGAGGCCAUGAUUCAUAUGAGAUUGCCAAGCUUGCAAUGCAGAACAAUUGGUGCAAGUUUGAGCGUCCAGAUUCAUUUGACGCAUCUGAUGAGUACCACUCUCAGGAACUAUCAAUGGCACAGUAUCAAAAAGAGGAAAUGGCAGCUAAAAGAAGCAAUAUCGGCUACCGGGAUCAAGGGGACAAGGUUGAGUUUUCUGGACCCUUACUAUCUCAAUCACAUAGAGUUGAUGAACUUCUAGAGAAACACGAACGCCACAUUCGCCGAACAGUGAGAAAAUCGUGGUUCCAAAGAGUGCAGGUAAAAAGCAUGGGAAAUAAUUAUCAGAUAUGCUUUGUGUGAGUGAUUUUGGAAGAGAAUUAUUGUUCUCCAAAAACAAAAUCUGAUUAUUAACAGAAUUCCAUCAUGGAAGAACAUAUUUAUACCACAUUGGCAUAUCCAGUGAACAUGCCAUUAAAUUGUCAGGAAAAUAAAAUAUCCAGCGUGACUCAUGGCCAAUGAAGCUGGAAGCUACAGUAUGAUGCAACUAAUAUUUAGCUCUUAAAAAGACAAAGGAAGUAGAAAACAAGGAGAGGUUGGAAUGACUGGAUUGCUGUCUUCUUUCACUCAGUAAUAGUUAGCGUUUUUUUUAUCAUUCAUUUAAAAUGUAGUGCCUCUAUGUUAUGAUGUAAACCAUCCGGCUAUGUAUAUAUAAAUGGUAAUAGAUUUGAGAAGAGUUCUGUACUGCUGUACAUUUUUUAUGGUUCAUGAGGCUCAAGGCAACAGGCUUACCUUUCUUUGUCA